AUGGGCAAACCUGGGCCGACCUCUUGUAGGCUUGCCCACUCAUCGGCCAAGCCCAGUCCUACUUGUCUCACACCGUCCACUUCAUUACACUCCACCUCAUCAUGUCCUGACAGUCGCUCCAUAGCCCACAAACCCACGAAAAACCGCGACUUCAUCGUGUAUGCAAUGCACAAAGUUGACCCAUCUUGCACGCCCCGACUUCUUUCCUGCCACCUCGGUCUUCGCUUCCCAAGCCCUCCCAGUUCCCUUCCUCAAGUUGUCACUACGGCCAACCAUCCCAGGCGAAUACACAAACACACAUACACACACACACACACACACGCACACGCACAGAGAAAAUUCACACAUACGCUUCAUUCCAUCAGUCGCAUUUCAGCCCUGCUCAUCUGCCACACACUAAGCGCCAAAGUCACAUACCAGCAGUCGUCAAUCACUCGGAUCGAGGCUGCGUCGAUCACGCCUCAUCAAGGUCCCCCUGGGGCUGGCCUGCUUCCUGAGGCCGAGCAUAAUGAGACAAGGGAUCAUUUACCAGCGCCGUCGUCGUGGCCUUGUCCUUUCUCCUCCACCCUCACUCACAGCCUAGUCUGCGCAGGUUGUCGAGACCCCCUUCAUGUCGCCUUGACGACCAGCCCCAUCUGCGGCCCUGUUUUCGAGCCUCCGUCUCGCACCCCUUCUUCCAGUAGACCCUUGUGA
This is a messenger RNA of Protopolystoma xenopodis, 693 nucleotides long. The record is from the annotation of a GenBank genome assembly. Lineage: Eukaryota; Metazoa; Platyhelminthes; Monogenea; Polystomatidea; Polystomatidae.